CAGGUGUACUUAACAAGACUGAAACAGCCCCACCAUCGCAGAUGGGUCACUUGAACGAGGAUACGUUGUUUGACUCAGUUCAACCAAGCUGGCCUCUGGCCUGGGCAUUGUUCAACCAAAAACAAGAGCAUCAUAAGACCCCAGUUUGUUGCUCCUUUCAUCUUGUUGUGUUGACUUGAAUGUUCAACUUAGGAUUUCAAAAUUCUGAGACUCUGAAGUACUCAUGUGCUUCAUACUCUCGUCUCAUGCGCCUUCUAAUACAUGGGUGUGAAUGCAGUCUCUCUACUAAACCGUCUUCUUCAGAAUAGCACAACUACCCAGAGGCCCAAACCUCUCCCCGCCAACGCAAAAUCCAUAACCAACACAAUUUUUCGUUACCUCAAAUCGCACCGCCUCAAAGAAGCUGUCUCAGUCCUCUUUUCUUCUCCAACACCGGUCCCUCCUUUCAUUUACGCCCGUCUGUUCCAAAUCUGCUCGUCCAAGCUUGCCAUUGUCGAAGCCCGGAAGGUUGAGUCCCAUCUCGUCACGUUUUACUCCACCCCACCAAUUUUUCUUCUCAACCGCGCAAUUGAGACUUAUGGUAAAUGCGGCUGUUUGGAGGAUGCCAGGGAACUGUUCGAAGAAAUGCCUCGAAGAGAUGGUGGUUCCUGGAAUGCUAUGAUCACUGCAUACUCACAAGGUGGGUAUGCUGAGAAGGCGCUGUCAUUGUUCAAAUGUAUGAAUAAGUCUGGAGUUUUAGCUAAUGAGAUUACUUUUGCUAGUGUUCUUGGAUCAUGUGCUGCGGUUUUAGCUCUAUUUCUUACGAGGCAAGUGCACGGGCUUGUCAUAAAAUAUGGGCUUUGUUCGAAUGUUAUUUUAGCGAGUUCUAUUGUUGAUGUGUAUGGGAAAUGCCAGGUUAUUAGUGAAGCUCGUAAAAUGUUUGAUGAGAUACCCAACCCAAAUUCUGUUUCUUGGAAUGUGAUUGUCAGAAGGUAUCUUGAGAUGGGUGAUGGAAAGGAGGCAGUAGUUAUGUUUUUCAAGAUGAUUGGCUCAAAUGUAAUGCAUUUAAAUUUUACUUUCUCCAAUGCUCUUAUUGCUUGUUCUAGUAUUUCUGCACUUAAGGAGGGGCACCAGAUCCAUGGUGUUGCAGUUAAGAUUGGUUUCGAAGCAGACGAAGUAGUUACGAACUCACUCAUUGAUAUGUAUGUAAAAUGUGGGGUUUUGGAGGAUGCUCAACGACAUUUUGAUCAGCCAGAAUCAAAAAACAUAAUUUCUUGGACUUCACUUGUGUCGGGGUAUGCAAUGGAUGGAAGAACUGGACAGGCACGGGCACUCUUCAAUGAGAUGCCUGAAAGGACUGUGGUCUCAUGGAAUGCAAUGUUGGCAGGGUAUGUGAGGCAUCUACUGUGGGAGGAAGCACUGGAUUUUGUUCUCUGGAUGCGCAGAAUGACCAAAGACAUUGACCAUGUAACCCUCAGUUUGAUCCUCAACAUUUGUGCAGGACUGUCAGAUGUUGAAUUAGGGAAACAAGUACAUGGUUUUGUUUACAGACAUGGAUUCUUCUCUAAUCUUCUUGUGGGCAAUGCCCUUCUUGAUAUGUAUGGUAAGUGUAAGCACUUGGAUAGUUCCAGGAUUUGGUUCUCAGAGAUGUGUCAUUUGCGUGAUAGAGUUUCAUGGAAUGCUUUGCUCACUAGUUAUGUUCAACAUGAGCUGAGUGAAGAAGCUAUGAGAAUGUUCUGGGAUAUGCAAUGGGAGACAACACCAAACAAGUUCACAUUUGGAACCCUCUUGGCAGCUUGUGCCAACAUCUUUGCACUUGACCAAGGAAAACAAAUCCAUGGGUACAUGAUUAGAAAAGGUUGUGAGAUAGACAUUGUUGUUAGAGGAGCAUUGGUUGAUAUGUACUCCAAAUGCCGGUGUCAUGAGUAUGCAGUCAAAGUAUUUAAAGAGGAAGCCCCAAGAGAUCUGAUCCUCUGGAACUCCAUGAUUUUGGGUUGCGCUCACAAUGGCAGGGGUGGGGAGGCUCUUGACUUGUUUCACUCAAUGGAGGAGGGAGUUAGAGCAGACCAUGUCACCUUUCAAGGGAUUUUGCUUGCUUGUAUUGGCGAGGGGUAUGUGGACUUGGGGAAGCAGUAUUUCAAUUCAAUGAGCAACAAAUAUUGCAUCAUACCUCGCUUAGAACAUUAUGAGUGCAUGAUUGAGCUAUUCGGUAGGUAUGGGUAUAUAGAUGAUCUUGAGAAUUUCGUUCAGAGUAUGCCAUUUGAGCCAACAGAACAAAUGUUGAUCAAAGUUUUUGAUGCUUGUAGAGAACACAAGCAUUUGAGGUUGGGAGAAUGGGCUGAAAAACAUCUUAAUGAAUUGAACCCUAUAACUCCAUAUAGGUUUGAGGUUCUAUCUAGGCCUAGUUUGGUUACAUUGUGAUGAUUAAAGUGCAGAUGCAAAACAAACUUAGUAAGCACUUAUGUCUAUGAUAACACUGAUUCUGAUGGGAUUUUCCUCUAUGCAAGACUGCAAGGAGAUAGAAUUGGGAUCUGGAUUCAGUGUUCAGAAAAGUAUGCAUGGACAGACAGCCAGGUUCGUGGUUCUAGAUAGGGACUGAAAAAUCAAUAAUGCCAUCCAAUUAAGACAUUGGAUGUCAAGAUCUCUUGUAUAUGCUGCUGACUAGUCCAACUCUUUUACCAAUAAACUGUCCUUGCAAUGUCUGUAUUGGUUAUUGAAUGGACAGCUUAGAUUGUUCAGAUUGUUGAAGGUGGAAAACCUGCUUUAUAGAAUUGAUGAUAACUUGAAAAUUAAUCUGAGACCAGCAAACUGAGACUGUAUACCCUAAUGAAGAAAACUCCUGUCAAGAGAAUGGGUCCAUUGGAACAUUUUAUUUUAUUUCAUCAUGGGGUUCAAUAUUCUUAGCAAUGAUAAAACUGGGCAUGAAGAGGAGUGAGUAUAUCCUUCUCCCAGAUUGGAACAACUUGGAAGGGAAAUACUUCUUCUUUUGGAGUGGCAUUGUUAUUAGCUUGGACCUAGAGAGGAAAAUGUACUAUGGUCCUUUCUAUGUAUUAAUAAAUUGUUUAAUCCUGAAAUACUUCUUUGAUUAAAGUUAAAGUUUACUGUAAAAAAGCCAAGAAAGAGGAAAUUUUGAGGAUUUAUUUAUGGCGAUUGAUGCGUGAAAAAAUUCUCCAUGAUGGUAAUUUAGAAAUGAAGGGAGCAUUAGAAGC
This is a messenger RNA of Nelumbo nucifera (sacred lotus), 3188 nucleotides long. RefSeq names its product Tetratricopeptide repeat (TPR)-like superfamily protein. Gene Ontology annotation, molecular function: RNA binding; protein binding. The record is from RefSeq and is a predicted model, not a curated record. Gene Ontology annotation, biological process: RNA modification. NCBI's taxonomy places the organism in Eukaryota, Viridiplantae, Streptophyta, Magnoliopsida, Proteales, Nelumbonaceae.